AGCACUACGACUCCGACUGCAGUAAGUACUGUCCCGAUUGGGGCUGUGCUCAUGGCGCAGUCCACCGAAUCUUGUCCCGUCCCGUGUCUGGACUGAGGGUUUGUCCUGUCCCGACGCUCGCUCGCUCCGUCCCAUUGUGAUCUCCUCCAACGACCUCGCGCUACGGGACACGGCCCAGGUACCGCGGCGGGCUCAACGAGGUGCGCGGAAUGUUCUGCUACCGAGUGCGAGUGGUCCGCACGCAGUCGCCGCGCUGAUUGCACGAGCCCGGUGACGGGAUCCGAGGUCGAGGGUGGGGUCGGGAUCAGAGGAUGGCGAUGGACCUGAGAGGCUCCGGUGGGCGACGGAGUGAGGAAGGGACGGAAUUCGCAGACGCUCGGUCGGUCUGCUCCGUUGGCGUGUGACGAGGUGGAGGAAUGGAUCCACGGGUGCAGCAGGGAGGCGCUGGGCAGAAGGGCCGGCCGGAGCAAUUCUACGGGCAGAGGGGCAAGCAGCAGGUGGAGGAGCCGAGCGACCAGUACCAGCAGCAGCAGCAGCGAGGGAAGCAGGCGGACGAGCCUUAUGGGGGCCAGCAGCAGCAACGAGCAGCAGGCAGGCCAGAGGGCGAGAAGCGAGGCUGGGGCAAUGAUGCGGGCGUCGUCGGGGGCCCCCGAGGGAAGCAGCAACUCGAUCCGUUCGGGUCGAGUUUCCCUUCGCGCGGAGGGCAGGAGUCUCCACGGUUCCAGCAGGAGCCUCCUCAGAGAUUCACCGCUGCUGCCAAGGAGCCGUACGCGCAGCUUGAUUUCAACGACCCGAUUUCGCAUGUUUCCUCUUACCAUGGGGAGCAUGCGGAGCUUCAUGCCGCUCCUGGAGCUCCCGUUAACCCCGCUUUGCAUACCAUGGUGAAAAUGGUCACCAUGCUCAAUUUCAUGAAGGUUGAGCUGGGCGAGACCAAGACCUUGAGAUCCAAAGAGCAGUGGAGAGCUGCGGGGGCCGAGUUUAUUGGAACAUUAUUGUUCGUGUUUCUCGGGUGUGGUUCUGUUGUUGCCACAGGGAUUUUAGAUUCGAAGAUGACGGCAGCAAGGCUUGUAGCAAUAGCCCUUGCACACGGGCUAGCAAUUACAUUUCUGGCUGGUGCGACUGGAGCUAUCUCGGGUGGUCACUUGAACCCCGCUGUGACCCUGGCAUUUGUUGUGGCUGGAAAGGAGAGUCUAUUGCGUGCUGGUCUUUACGUUGGAUCUCAGAUAUUUGGAGGAAUCUUUGGAGCAUUGUUUUUGAAAUGGUGCACACCAGAAAGUAUGAGAGGAACGCUUGGAUCACACGAUGUCAACCCUCUCAUAUACGGCAGUCAAGCCUUUCUUAUGGAGCUUAUCUUGACAUUUGUUCUCAUAUUCGUCAUAUUUGGUGUUGCCGUUGACCGAAGGGGACCUGGUGUGAUCGCACCAAUACCCAUUGGGUUUGCAGUUGUGGUGGAUCAUCUCGUAGGGGUUCCGUUUACAGGUGCAUCCAUGAACCCGGCAAGAAGUUUCGGGCCUGCUAUUGUGUCAGGCGCAUUUGGUACUCAACACUUGCUAUAUUGGGCAGCACCAGGCUUUGGUGCAACGCUUGCCUCUGCCCUCUACAGGUACGUAUUUCUGGAACCAGCGGAAGCUGCACUAGCUGCAGCCAGUGUAGCAGCACCGGCCAAGUAGACUGACACAAUUGAUCAAGCCUAUGUUCUACGAUUGAUCCCCAUCAACUUCACUAGUAUUUAUUUCAUGAAGACGUUUUGCAGUUCUCGACUUUGUACAUGUCAAGGAUUGCCUUCAGAUGUUCCAGUGCGCAGAAAGCUCAGCAAAGUCAGGCAGAAACGUGUAGCCCUGUCUUAUGGAUGGUGGUUUGAACAUCCCUCAGAUCGUGUAACGAGUUGCGAGGAAGUCAUCGUGAGCCCAAUAAAGUCUGGAGAGGAAUAGAAUGCUUUCAGCCAUCUACAGUAUUCGCUAAUCAUUUAUGCAAGUUGUCAGAAGAUAUAAACACGGCAAUGGUGCACUUGUCCAGGAUUAUUUGAAUUAUUGCCUGGUAAGUAAUGUGAGGAUUCAGUCGGUAAGAAAUUGUAUAGUCAAAAACUUCAGAAUCCAAGAUCAUUUGUGAAAUUUCCCUGG
Molecule: messenger RNA, 2120 nt
Organism: Marchantia polymorpha subsp. ruderalis
Lineage: Eukaryota; Viridiplantae; Streptophyta; Marchantiopsida; Marchantiales; Marchantiaceae
Source: the annotation of a GenBank genome assembly